AUGCAUAUCCGUUUUGGCGAAAAGAUAAAAUAUGAGGCCAACGAGGAUGAGUCAAAGAUUGAGAACAUUGGCGAUGUGAAACUAACAAAUGUUAACAAGAAGUUUUCACGUAUCUCUCCGAAACCAAAGUCUUCGGAUUCGCAUACGCUGGAAGAAAAAAUUAACUCAACGCUGGAUCACAUUUCCAGUUCACGCUUCAGGUCCUGGCGCUUGAUGAUGCGCAAUCUUCCGUUUCAGACUAAAGAGCAAGACUUACAUGAUAUAUGUAAAAAUAUCGGACCGGUGACAGAAAUUGUUCUACCGAAAUGCAAGGAUUCACGCUUUCCGGAUUCAUGCGCUGGUUUUGCUUUCAUACAGUUCAAAAAACGUCCAGAUGCUAUAAAAGCUCUUGAAACUUUAAAUAUGUCCGAGGUUAAAGGCAGAAAAAUUGCUGUUGACUGGGCUUUACCGAAGGAUACCUACGAAACAGCAAAACAUGAAGGUUUCUUUUUUACAUUAAACAGCAAUUAUUUGUGA
Messenger RNA from Gongylonema pulchrum, 516 nucleotides. The record is from the annotation of a GenBank genome assembly. NCBI's taxonomy places the organism in Eukaryota, Metazoa, Nematoda, Chromadorea, Rhabditida, Gongylonematidae.